Molecule: messenger RNA, 3303 nt
Organism: Spodoptera littoralis (African cotton leafworm)
Lineage: Eukaryota; Metazoa; Arthropoda; Insecta; Lepidoptera; Noctuidae
Source: the annotation of a GenBank genome assembly
AUGGAAUGUUCAGAAGUGAUUGAGAUAUCAUCCUCACCAUGUUUAACUCCUGACAUACAAUUUAAAGAAGGUUUAAAUGAAGUUCUAAUGAGACCAGAUCCUAGUCUCACACCUAGUUCUACACUCUCAGAUGAUAGUAACUCAUCUAGGGUGGCAGAACCAAACCAGAAUAACUCAAAUGAUUCAGCAGAAUCUUCUCCUACGGGUGUUAGGAGAUCCAGUCGCAUUAAGACAAUAAGCAAUUUGAAACAGAAAACAAAAGGCUAUGGAUUAGUAAAAACACCAUUAAAGAAGGCUUUGAUAACACAGACAAAGCUGAAACUCGAAGAAAUUGGAUCUGACAGUCAGGAAAAAUCUAGUGAGUCUUUGCCAGGUACUACACCUAAUUCACCUUCAUUUCCUGUGCCUUCUGAGAUGCCUGUGAAGGUGAAGUCUCGGUGGCGUAGGUCUAGUGAGUUAGAGAUGGGUGCUGGCUCCCCUGCUAACUCACCUUUGGCAAGCCCCAGUCUGCCACAGAGGUUACCUCCAGUGGCUGAAUGUCCCAGCUUACCAGAAGAAGAACAACAUGCACCUCCUUUAACUAAAGAAGAUUAUGAUAGAAUAAUUGAAGAGCGAAUGAACCAGUAUCAACAUUUAGAUGAAAAUGAGUAUUUAUGUGAGAGAAUGAUUAGUAAGGAGACAAAGAAGAUGACUUGUGACUGUUUUAUGACCAAAGAAGAAUUGGAGAGAGGGGAACUAGCUUGUGGAGAGGACUGCCUCAAUAGACUGCUUAUGAUUGAAUGUAAUUCCCGAUGUCCAGUAGGUGAUAGAUGUACUAACAGAAGGUUCCAGUCUAAGGAAAAUGCACCUCUUAAGGUUUUCUAUGCAGACAAGAAGGGGUGUGGUGUGGAGGCUAUCGUUGAUAUCCCAGCGGGUGAAUUUCUUCUCGAAUAUGUGGGCGAAGUGCUUGAUUACGAGCAGUUCUACAAGCGGGCUCAGGCAUAUUCAGCUGACAACAACCUGCAUCACUAUUUCAUGUCGCUGAAGGGCGACACGGUCAUUGACGCGACACUCAAGGGCAACAUAUCACGUUUCAUCAACCACUCUUGUGACCCUAAUGCUGAGACACAGAAGUGGACUGUCAAUGGAGAGCUUCGGAUUGGAUUCUUCAGUAAGAGGGACAUUGUUGCUGGGGAAGAACUUACGUUUGAUUAUCAGUUCCAGAGGUUUGGAAAGGUGGCGCAGCGCUGUUACUGCGGCGCCGACAACUGCCGCGGCUGGAUCGGGGGCGAGCCUGACUCUGACGAUGAAGAUGACGAGGAGGACGAAGAUGUGUCUACCUCAAAGUCUGGUACAACGGAGUCUUCGGAGGAGUCCCACGCUACACCUACAGAGCAGCCGCGACCGAAAGUUCGACGCCCCAAGAAGGACCGCACAUACAAACCCAAAGCUCCUGACUUGGUGCAGGAUGCUGACAUUGAAGAAGAUCUGGAAGCCUUGGGCCGUACCGGCGUGAAGAACCAGAGUCAUACACUUCGGCUCUCACGUACCGUGGUCCGAGCUAAGACACGGCGAGCACAAACUGCUUUACUGCGACUACUGCGCGACGCUGACCUCCCAUGUAGAAGACUUUUCCUUGACUACAGAGGUCUUAGAUUGCUGGCGCCUUGGUGCAGUGAUGCUCCACUUGAUUUCAAGCUGGAAAUGCUGCAGACAGUGGACCGACUACCAAUCCCUAACAAGACGAUGGUUCAAGAGAGUCGUUUCUUCACCAUCGUGGAGCGAUGGCUGAGUGCGGCCGAGGCGCCGCAGCCACCGCCUGACAAUGUGUUCAUUGAUGAGGCUACUGGUUUACCUGUAGAACUACCAAACAGAAAUAGCCAAGAGAAUCUCGCAAGUCCAGAAAAGGCGAAAGACAAUGCAGCUAUACUGGAGAAGAUUAAGGAUCUGUCAAGUCAACUGUUGGAAAGAUGGUCUAGUUUAAAGGAAGUAUUCAAAAUUCCGAAAAAAGAACGAAUACAACAGAUGAAAGAGCACGAAAGACAAGCCAACGUUGAGAGGCGAGCGGCUGAUUCGAGCGGAUCGCGCGACAGAGACCGUGAUCGUAGGGAGGACCGCGACAGAGAUCGCAGGGAGGAGAGGGAGCGGGAGAGGGAAAAAGAGAGAGACAGAGAUAGAGAACGAGACAGGGACAGGGAACGAAGUGAUCGUGAACGUGGGGAGAGAGAUCGGGGCGAAAGAGACCGUGAUAGAUACAGAGAUCGCGAUAGAGACCGGGACAGAGAUAGAGAUAGAGAUGACAGAGACAGGAGGAAACGAAGGAGCAGUCCGGAGGGUAGACGGAGUAUCAGGCUAAGUGACCGUGUACUGGCCGCAGUGCCACCGAUGACGAAAGAGGAACGACGUCGUGCCUUCGCGGAGGCGGCCGCCGCCGCGGACGAGUCCAGGAGGCAACGAGAACGGAUGCAACAUACUGGAUGGCCCGCUUACUGGCCACAGGCUGAUGCUUUCCAACAGCAAAUGUUCCCUGGUGGUAUGGUUCCCGGUGGGCCCAACAUGAUGAGUAACAUGAACAACAUGAACAACAUGGGCAACAUGGGUGGCAUGGUAUGCGGAGUGCCUGGCCUAGUGCCCGACAUGCCCGCGGACUGGAUGUCUCAUGAAUUCCCUCCUGCACCCUUCUGCCCGCCUUUCUGUAUGCCACAAGCCAAUAUGAUGGGCAUGCCUGGGUUCCCGAUGGGUGGGUUUAUGUUUGGGCAACAGGUGGGCCCGGCCGGACAACCUCCCUUCCCUCAAGUACAACCACAACCUGAUCAACCACAACAACAACCUGCCGUAGCAGCUUCAGCUCAACCAGAAGACCUCAAGGACAUAGUACUUCCUUCUCUAUGGCGCAGUGCCACAGACUCCCGCGGCCGCACGUACUACUACCACGUCAAGCUGCGACAGCCGCAGUGGAUACCUCCGCCACUGCCCAAUGAACCUGAAGAGAGUUCGUCAGAGGAGGAAGAUGAGCUACCGUCUUCAGGCCUGGACAGUCCCCUCGUUCGACGACAGACCAAAGGGAAGGUCGUGGAAGGAGUCAAUGGCAUUUACGAAGUUAUUAAAGAGGAUAGUCACAACGGCCUGAUUCCUGACCACGCGCUAGUCAGCCUCAAACCAAGAAAACGAAGACCUGGACUUGUAUCCGAAAGACCUAUCAGUCCGAGGACAGAAGAAGACAAACUGGCAGGAAGGCUUGAAGUGAAGCGGUAUAAGCAGACAAAAGAAACUACGGAGGCGCCGGGAGAAAAUACUACAGAAGGUGCGAUUGCUCGCCGCUAA